This is a messenger RNA of Delphinapterus leucas (beluga whale), 1258 nucleotides long. RefSeq names its product ring finger protein 121 (gene RNF121). Gene Ontology annotation, cellular component: Golgi membrane; endoplasmic reticulum membrane. Gene Ontology annotation, biological process: ERAD pathway. The record is from RefSeq and is a predicted model, not a curated record. NCBI's taxonomy places the organism in Eukaryota, Metazoa, Chordata, Mammalia, Artiodactyla, Monodontidae. Gene Ontology annotation, molecular function: metal ion binding; ubiquitin protein ligase activity.
UCGCGCGGGGCCUGCGGGGAGGGGGAGAGUUGUGAAAAUGGCGGCGGUGGUGGAGGUGGAGGUUGGAGCAGGUGCUGCCGGGGAACGGGAGUUGGAUGAGGUUGAUAUGUCAGACCUCUCUCCAGAGGAGCAAUGGAGGGUCGAGCACGCACGCAUGCAUGCCAAGCACCGCGGCCACGAAGCCAUGCACGCUGAAAUGGUCCUCAUCCUCAUCGCUACCUUGGUGGUGGCCCAGCUGCUCCUGGUACAGUGGAAACAGAGGCACCCCCGCUCCUACAAUAUGGUGACCCUCUUUCAGAUGUGGGUUGUUCCCCUCUAUUUCACAGUAAAGCUGCACUGGUGGAGGUUCCUAGUGAUCUGGAUCUUGUUCUCUGCCGUCACAGCCUUUGUCACCUUCCGAGCCACCCGAAAACCACUAGUACAGACAACCCCAAGGUUGGUUUAUAAGUGGUUCCUGCUGAUCUAUAAAAUCAGCUAUGCCACUGGCAUCAUUGGCUACAUGGCUGUCAUGUUUACCCUCUUUGGUCUUAACUUGUUAUUCAAGAUCAAACCAGAAGAUGCCAUGGACUUUGGCAUUUCUCUCCUCUUCUAUGGCCUCUACUAUGGUGUUCUUGAGCGGGACUUUGCAGAAAUGUGUGCAGACUACAUGGCAUCUACCAUAGGGUUCUACAGUGAGUCGGGCAUGCCCACCAAACACCUCUCGGACAGUGUGUGUGCCGUGUGUGGGCAGCAGAUCUUUGUGGAUGUCAGUGAAGAGGGCAUCAUCGAGAACACAUAUAGGCUGUCUUGCAAUCAUGUAUUCCACGAGUUCUGUAUCCGCGGCUGGUGCAUUGUGGGAAAGAAGCAGACGUGUCCCUACUGCAAAGAGAAGGUAGACCUCAAGAGGAUGUUCAGCAACCCCUGGGAGAGGCCUCAUGUCAUGUACGGGCAACUGCUGGACUGGCUUCGAUACUUGGUAGCCUGGCAGCCUGUCAUCAUUGGCCUGGUGCAAGGCAUCAACUAUAUCCUGGGCCUGGAAUAGUCAGGAAGAAGAGCAUCCACCCACCAUGGACCUCAGGGCACUCUCCUCCCUGCCCUCCAAGACCUCCUGGGUGGGAAAGACUCAAAGGGGCACUCGGGCCACUCAGGACCCCUCCGGCUGUGUCCGGGCUGGGGAGGGAUAUGAUGGAGAGCCAGCAGGUGGGGCUGUCAGCAGUGGGCGGAUUUUUAAAAGAAAACUAUUUUGAUGAAUAUAUUUAAAAACCUUUUUUAUUGUGGA